Aspergillus udagawae is the source of this 1479-nucleotide messenger RNA. RefSeq names its product SET domain-containing protein. Bases 1 to 1479 code for a protein of 492 amino acids. Gene Ontology annotation, cellular component: nucleus. The record is from RefSeq and is a predicted model, not a curated record. Gene Ontology annotation, biological process: peptidyl-lysine monomethylation. NCBI's taxonomy places the organism in Eukaryota, Fungi, Ascomycota, Eurotiomycetes, Eurotiales, Aspergillaceae. Gene Ontology annotation, molecular function: protein-lysine N-methyltransferase activity; protein binding. The transcript has 4 exons.
AUGCGACGCGACUAUCUACCUAUUGAGGCUCUGGCUCCCUGGGCAAAGCUCAAUGGCAUUUCCCUCGAGGGAAUCGCUUUCCAGAAGCUCCAAGGCGCAGACGGGACAGACAAAGGUUCCGCCAUCGUAGCGACAGUGGAGAAAAAUGACGGGGAAGAUGAAGCAGACACUCUUCUCGCGGUCCCAUCCGACCUGGCACUCACCUCCGAGUUUGUUCACAACCAUGCAAAAAUAGAUCGCCAUCUUCGGGGGGUCCUAGAUGCUGUUGGCGACUUUGGCAGAACAGCUAGAGGCGCGAUUUUGAUCUUUUUAAUUGUUCAAAUCACCCAUGCAAGCCCAGACUUCGCCAACCAGCGCCAAAAGAUCGGUAUCUCGAACCCUUGGACAGAGUACAUUAAGUUUAUGCCGGCGUCUAUAUCUCUACCGACGUUUUACUCAGCAGAAGAACGUGAGCUGUUAGGCGGGACAUCGCUACAGACUGCGGUCGAUGCGAAACUUGGUUCUCUUGAUAAAGAAUUCGAGCACCUACGCGAAGUUACGGAGAACAUAUCCUGGUGCCAGGAGCAUUGGUGGGAUGAGGAUACAGGGAGAUUCACAUUCGACGACUGGAAGUAUGUUGACGCUGUGUAUCGGUCACGAGUGGUCGAUCUUCCCAGGAGUGGGCAUGCGAUUGUGCCAUGUGUUGAUAUGGCAAACCAUGCCUGUGAGGACUCGGUGAAAGCCAGGUACGACGAGGAGGGGGCCGGAAACGCUGUACUCCAGCUUCGGACCGGCAAGAAGCUACGCAUCGGCGAGGAAGUUACUAUAUCGUAUGGUGAUGAGAAACCAGCCUCGGAGAUGGUAUUCUCCUACGGUUUCGUUGAAAGAGAAAGCACGGACGCGAAGCAGAUCUUCCUCGACCUGGAAAUCCCCGAUGACGAUCCUUUGAAAAUGGCCAAGCAAGCAUUCUGCAAAGAGGUCCCCGGGGUACGGAUCACCAGAGCCACUACGGCACGUCCAGGGCCGGCCAAAACCACUUGGGAUAGCCCCUUUGUAUGGUGGGCUUGUGUAAACGAGGAAGACGGCCUCGAUUUCGACGUGGUGCAAACUACCGACGGGGGCAAAGAACUAAGAGCUACUUGGAAAGGAGAGGACAUGGGAACGCCCAGCCGCCUCAAGGAUUUACUAGCAGCGGACCCUUUGUGGGCUAUUUUCCAGCUUCGUGCGGUUGUGCUUAUACUCGACCGGCUUGAGACUCAGCUGGUGAUUUUGCGGGAGACCGAAAAGCUAGUUGCCGAAAUAAGCAAUGACGAGGACAUGCGAACGCUCUUUCGUCCUGAUGUUUUGAAUACUAUAUCUAGCUUGCGGAGUCUAGAGGCUGAAUUGUUGGAGUCGAGUAUCGAGGACCUCAUGAGUAGCAGGCAGGAACUGAUAACAUCUGAGACGGUCACUGCGUACCUCAACCAGCAGUCCGAUGAUGUAGAAGAGGAUUUUUCAUAA